UUCAUUCAGUCGUUCAUUCGGUUUAAAAAUGAUUUUUCUAACAUCAAUUCAUUAUUUUAUUUUUUCAUUGUGUAUUAUUUCUCAGUUGCUUUUAUGUUUUUGUGCAUAUCCGUCUUUUUCGUCACGUUUGGAGAAAGAUUUGAAAAUUUUAUCCAGAUUAUUGCCAGGAUAUUACAGCAACCAUCAGCAAUAUGUCUUAGAUGUUACAAAUGAGAUUCCAUCGGGCAGACGACAUCUGUCUUUACAAACGGUCAUCCGUCCAGUAUACAUCCCAUUUUUGGAAGAUUCUUUUAAUGUUUAUAUAGAACAAUACGUAAAUAAUAGACGUAACAAGCCGUUUAAACAAUGGCUUUAUAGUUUUCGGGUAGACAACCAAGGACGUGCUAUUCGGAUGAGGAACUUACUGUUAAGAGAUUCAGAAAAAUUAAAGCGUAUUCACAAAAAUCUUGAAUAUAUUCAAGAAUUAACAGAAAAAGACAUAUAUUCUCGCGAAAACUGUGAUAUGUUAUGGAGAAAAUUGAAGAAAAAGUAUUUCCACGGUGCCACAGGGAGAGACUGUGUUGCAUACGUAAAAGGCGAGAAGUUACGAAUUGAAACGUCUGCAACACUUGAUACAAGGUCUCUACAAUGGCAAGAGGGUUGGUUCAAAGUUAGUGAUGGCUCUGUAACCCUGGCAACGGAAGGACCAUACAUCAUGAAGAAAGUGCAGAAAAUAAAAAAUACCAAUUACAGACCUCACAAUAUCAAGUCAAAGAGCAGCAAAGUACCUCAAUCAUCGAACAAUGUAGUUCGGCGUAAAGACCAUGAACAUUCGGGAAAUCAGCUUCCAUUUUCUGAUGGUAUUUCAGCCAAUCAACAUUCAAAAAUAUGGAAUCUAGAAACCUUUGAUGAUAUAACAGACAAACUGUCAUCUGGAAGGUCUGUUUAUGUGGUUGUUGACGCAACAACGUGUUCCAAAUCGGGUUACCCUGUUCCAAACAGGUUUCAUUUCGGCAUGCAUAUAGACAAUUUUGAGAUUUCAUUAGACAAGAGGAAAUUUCAUGGUGACCUGUUAAAAUUCUCUGCAAUGAAAAAAGUUUUACAUGAAAGUGAUAUUAAAGAUAUUCUCCGAGAAAUAAAAGUUUACAGAGAUGGAACUGUUGUAGUCGAUUAUUAUAUCAUGGAUAGUUUCAGCAACCACGUGACCCAACAAGCAAUGGCUGUUUGUCGAAUAUACAACUCACAGACGAAAGACGGUCAUGUAAAAUUUACAUCUGAUCCAUUCAAACUCGUUAAAUCAGUAAAAUCAUUCGGCGCACUCCGAGCAUCUUUGAAAAAAGGACGAGACUCCAGGAUGGUAGUAGAUUUGACAAAAUGUUCACAUACACUAGACAAAACAACUAUUAUUGGUGGAACAUUAAAAGAUUACGAUUUCUUAAAUUCUGGUAACACCAUAGCAGCAACAAUUGAAAGAAUUCACAGCAAUAUGGACACAGAGAGUAUUAUAACAUCAAAAAAUGCGUUCGCUUUGUUUUCCAUAAAUAAUCGUAUGACAUUGACUUUGAAAUCACGAAAUAUUUCUAAAAAUAGUUCAGAUUUUUUUCUGGACAAAACUAUACAACAUCGAUGUAUUAUAGGGAAAGACAGCAAGAAAAAUGGUUUAGCUUUAUUCUACUCUCCGUGAUUAUUGACCAAUACUUAAUUUUGCCGUCGUGAUGUGGUACACCGAUAGUCUUUCUACAAAUUUUACCAAUAUGCAUUUUCGCGCUCUUGUUCUCGUUUAAAACUUAGCCAAUGGGUUUAUUAAGAAGAAUGCCAUCAUUCAAUUGUUUAUUCGGUAGUUCUAGUCUGUAAAAGUACUAUAUAUGGCUAAACUCUUUAUGAAUUAACACCCUUCUAACUAUAACUCCGUAAUCCUUAUUUAACUGACAGCAGGCACAUUUCAACAACACCUGAGUUUUUUAUGUAUUUUAUAAGCAGUAUACAUAUACGGUUGAAAUCUACAUAGAAUAAUGUACGUUUGACAACUUAUAAACACGAGAAAUGUAACAGGUUUAUGUUAAAUCAGUUAUUGGCAGACGAUCAACUUCUGCUUAUUGUUGUAUUAAAUAAAGUCAACAGUAGUAUACCGGUUUUCAAAAGUCAAGACUGUGAGUCGGGCUAAAGGCUGUGUUGAAGCUCAGUAGUCAGGAUUUCGCUACUAACAUGAUUUAUUAUAAACCUUUCUUAAAUGGUCUUUAAAAAAAUGAAAUUAUAAAGAAACUAAGAUUUCAACUCCCUCAGGCAAUUUGACCCGAGAAGGUUUUUGCUGUUUUAUAAAUAUUUCUUUUGGUCAUUUGCCUAAACAGCUGUUUUGAUACAUUCUCGGCUUUCAAGUAUUCGAUUUUGAUCGUUCCUGAUGAAGGUAGAUCAAGCAAAGCUCGUUGAACGUAUGAAAUUAUAUAACGUAUUGUUUUCGUCUUUAGAUAUUAAACAUUUUGUUAAGAGGAAACAGAAAAUUUUUCAUAUAUGCAUUCGUCAAACUUUCAUGUUAAUCCAGUGAACAAUUGUCAGUGGCAGUUUUAUACAACAAUUGAAUUUAUACAGAAUGUCUUAUACAUUCUAAACAGUAUUCAUUAAUUUUGCAGUUAGCAGAAAAGAAAUUAGAUAUUUUCGUGUAAGAGCCAUUGUGUAAUAAUGUUAUUUGUUGAUCGUUAUAUAACCAUGAUUCCUUGUAUAUAAUUGUUAUAUUUAUUAAAUUAUUUAUUUUUA
This is a messenger RNA of Mytilus trossulus (common blue mussel), 2730 nucleotides long. RefSeq lists its product as uncharacterized. The transcript is spliced from 6 exons. NCBI's taxonomy places the organism in Eukaryota, Metazoa, Mollusca, Bivalvia, Mytilida, Mytilidae. Bases 29 to 1663 code for a protein of 544 amino acids. Gene Ontology annotation, molecular function: lyase activity. The record is from RefSeq and is a predicted model, not a curated record. Gene Ontology annotation, biological process: protein-phycocyanobilin linkage.